Messenger RNA from Paramuricea clavata, 3039 nucleotides. NCBI's taxonomy places the organism in Eukaryota, Metazoa, Cnidaria, Anthozoa, Malacalcyonacea, Plexauridae. The record is from the annotation of a GenBank genome assembly.
AUGUGGAGUGCAAUGCUGAGUGUCGGUGUGGUACGACCAAGAAACCUUGCCAAAAUAGGGUAAGUCUAUUUAAAAAUCUGCAUUAUUAUAACCAAAUUUUUUUCAUACGAAAAUUCUGAAUUUCCAAUGCGGUUUUUGUAUAGGAUACGGCGAAAAACUCUGAAAGAGAGCGAGACGAUCGAAGAGGAACCGUGGAACAUGUGCGCAAGGCUUUCGGCUCAGCACUACUCAGGGUCAGAACUCACAGAAUCUAGAAACUGAGGAUGCAUUGAGAGAGAAGGAACACGAGAAUGUAAAGGUAGGUUUUUUACAGUAUAUACCUGUUUACAUAUAAACUGUAUGUAGGCUUCCACUAAGGCUUGUAGCUAAAUUUUAGAAACAAUAUAUGGUUUUUACAAGCUUUGUUGUAUAAUGAAAUGUUUUGCUUGCAUAGAGAUGAUGCACAUUGUGAAAGGUAGUUUUAGUACGAUUGUCUUUUAGUAAACUAUAAUUUUGUCAACCUGAUACUCAGGGUUUCGGGUUUCGGAAGUGAAAACCCUGAGUAUCAGGCAUAGAAAUAAUAGACAUAGAAUGCGUGCUAAUGACGAAUCAUGUCUCCACUUUUGCAGGUGCGUACGUGCCCUUUUGAAUGCGCCAUUUUGAAUUUUGGCCAGGAGUGCAAACUACAAAGUAUAAACAAAGCUAAAACUACGUUUUCAUCGUCAAAACGUUUUGUCUUGUUGUCUAAUUUGUAGUUUGGGGAUAGAUUUUCAGUUCCUCGAAGACACAAACUGUCAAAGCAAGAAAACAGUGAAAAUCGUGCAGCCUUUUAAAAGCAAAGUAGUUUCGCGAAAAUAUAAUUUGCUCAAAACAUUUUUGCAUGCUCUAAACGUAACUGUUUUGCUAAUAUAUUAUAAGAUUACAAAAUGAUAGUUCUUUCUUCGUCGGGUUUAGUUUUUCUGCAAGGUAAACGAAGUGUUCUCAUGUUCUUGAAACAUUUUAUAGUUGUCGAUAAACUGUAAAAUUGCCUAAAAAUAAUCGUCGAAAACCAGGGUUUCAAAAGCGUUGCCUCAAGCUCAAGCAACAUAGAAAAAUAUGAAAUAUUAAUUGUGUAAGUUUAAAAAGAUUAUUGAACUCCAUUUAUAUUGUAAAAGAGUUGAAAUAUUUGUAGAACAUACCUAUUGAGUUGAAAAUUUGUCUUGAUCUUUUGUGUUUUGUUUUGGCUUGCACAACAACAUAACGUUGAAAAUUUAUUUUUAAACGACGAUUUCUGCAUAUAUUUUGUUCAGGACUAUUGCUUUUCGUAAAAAAACCCACUGGAAUGGGUUUUUAGACACUGUUCCUUAGUUUACCAAACUUUUUUUUCAUUUUAAGUCCCAAUAUAAAAUUUUUUGCAAACUUUUCAGUUGAAAAAAUAAUUCGCACUCCGUGCAACCACGCGAAAUUCCCUGCCUCAGUCAGACAUUCCAACCUCCGAGUCCUCAAAACCGGGACACUUCCCAAUUUUCCCAUUUAACUUAAAUAAAUGCCUCUCUUGAAUAAAUGCCGUGCUUUUCUCAUUGAUGUGGUGUCUAUUUGGGUUAGUGUUAAAAUUGGCUGAGUUGAGUUUGAAUUAAACAAUAAAUUCACAGUGGAUGCUACAAAAACUAGUUUUAUUACACUAACGUUGAAACCCAUAAGUAAUAUAACAUCUUCUCAACAAGCUUUAAUUUCAUUGAAGUACUGUACUGGCGAAAUUGUUCCGUUUUACUACUGGUCUUUUGAACUGUGAUCCUCUCGUAUUCUAGAGCCCGCGAUUAUUGCGCCCGCUUCUGUUAUGCUGCUUUACUUCAUGUAGCCCUGGCAAAAUGAACAGGAACUGGAGGCGAAUGCUAAAUUGUCAAAACAACGUAUGUCACGAGAAUUACAACGAUCAGCGACAAACUCGGCAAUUGUUUGGGGCAACUAGAAGCUCCCAUUUCAUUAAUAUGUAUUGAAUCAAACGAAUUUCAUUAAUAUUUGUCAUAUGAGCCCUAUUUGAAGAAUACAACUAUUAAAAUACUUCAGAAACCGGGACAAUAAGAAAACCGGGACACCGGGACAACAUAGUCCAAACCGGGACAGUCCCGGGUAAACCGGGACGGUUGGAAUGUUUGCUCAGUAGUCUGGGACCAACCAAAAUGCCCUUUUCAAUGUGCCAUUUUGUGGAGACAAUUUUUUUACUGAGAAAAGAUAGGAGCACGCAUUCUAUGUCUAUUAUUUCUAUGGUAUCAGGUUGUAAUGUUGUUACCAAAUUAUAUUUGUUGCAUAUAAAUAUUGCAAUAUAAAAUCGCUUUUCACCCUUAUAAAUAUUUCACAGUUGUGCCAACAGCCAUGUCAACUAAAUGUUUUUGGACUUUAUCCUUUAACCCAUUGAGUCACAUUGCGCCCUUCUUUAUUAUUUUUACUCUGUUAUUUUAUAAAACCAUAUAAGUAUGUUUAAAUAAUAAAGAAUUGCGGUUAUAGCUUAUUCAUAUCUCAUCUCAUUCCCACAUUAUAGCACUUUUUUAUAUUUCCAGUUAUGACAUCACUGGUUGUGCUUGAGAAGGAAGCAAAUAGGAGAAAGUCUAGUAUUUCUGAGGUGCUUUAAUUGAGAAAUGCCUGGUAACUUGGAAAUGAUAUAAAUAAACUUAAAGCCAUUCGUCACUAUUUUGAACAUACUCUGAAGUGAUGGAAUUUAAAAUAGGGACAAAAUUUCGUUUCAUAAACACUUUCAUCAUUUACAGGAUUUUAUUGGACGAAACAUUGGUGCAAAAGCUUGCCAUUCGAUGUUUGCGUAGAGGUAUUGGUAGCAUGGACUACAUUGAUAUGUUGCUGAUUAUGGAAGAUGAUCUGGACAAGAAUCAGGAGGAUGGUGAUCUUCGUGAGUUUGGUGAAUCAUCAAUGACAGGGGAUGACAACAAUUAUCCACCUGAGCAAGACUCAUCCAGGGAACCCAAAGGGGAUUCCUCAAAUAAUAGUACUGUUAAUACACCAGAUUGGUGUGUUUGUGGUAGAUGUAGACAAUGCCCCAGGAAGUCGAAAACAAGUGCUGCAAAUUAA